AUGAGUUCACAAGGCUAUAUCAAGAAAAGCGACAAGGAGGUUGCCGCCGACUUCACCUCAUACUACCUGCAGCGCGCCACGCAAGAGUUUGCAGACGACCUGGACAAGGUGCGCAACGCAGACGAUUUUCGCGCCGACGCUCUACCUUUGCUGGUUCAUGCGUUGCAGCAGGGCACGGCAACCUUCUCGCCUGCUGACAAGAGGAGGAUAGUAACAGCAGAGCCGUCUAAUGCGAAGGAGUGA
Phaeoacremonium minimum UCRPA7 is the source of this 243-nucleotide messenger RNA. Its product is annotated as putative ribosome assembly protein 3 protein. Gene Ontology annotation, cellular component: preribosome, large subunit precursor. Gene Ontology annotation, biological process: ribosomal large subunit assembly. NCBI's taxonomy places the organism in Eukaryota, Fungi, Ascomycota, Sordariomycetes, Togniniales, Togniniaceae. The transcript has a single exon. The record is from RefSeq and is a predicted model, not a curated record. Bases 1 to 243 code for a protein of 80 amino acids.